Messenger RNA from Penicillium oxalicum, 1743 nucleotides. RefSeq lists its product as uncharacterized. The transcript has 4 exons. Gene Ontology annotation, molecular function: protein binding; DNA binding. Bases 1 to 1743 code for a protein of 580 amino acids. The record is from RefSeq and is a predicted model, not a curated record. NCBI's taxonomy places the organism in Eukaryota, Fungi, Ascomycota, Eurotiomycetes, Eurotiales, Aspergillaceae.
AUGGUCAUGUCUCUUGAUUCUUUACCGGAGGAGAUUCUUCAUUAUAUCCUUUGCUAUCUACCCCCGCGCUCGACUGCUGCGUUGGAGCAGACCAGUCGCCGAUGGAAGAAUGUGACGACGGUGCCUUUGCUAUGGCGUCACUAUUGCGGAACACAAUUUAAGUCAUGGGACAAAAAACAUGAUAUUAUUGGGAAACUCGUUGCACCCCCAUCAGACGUCGACUGGAAGGCGCUCUACGUGUCAAGGUCGCAGAUCGAUCGCGCAGUGACUCGGCUUUUGGAUAGUAUCCUCGCUAGUCAAACGGGUCGCAUCGAGAAGUUUCGCGCCGUGAUCGAUUUUGGCUACGAUGCCAAAGAUACGCUCUUACGACAUAGUCAAGUCGAGUCGGGCGAGGAUCAUCUUGCAAGGAGAUAUUACGCGCGAGCCCUUUUGACGUGUCUUCAUCGGAGUAUCGCCGUACCAGAAUGGGCUAAACUUCGACGCGGUGAACCGGUAUCACUCGAACGCGCGUUGGGCGCUUUUGACCUCUUUAUACCGGAGAGUGGGUUUGGUGACCUGGACGAGAUCAAGGAUACCCUGGACGAUCUCGUUGCUCGAUAUAACAUGUCCGAUCCCGACUCUCCCGCGUUGAGCCCUCGCAACAAAGCUCUUUCCCUCGCAUCAUGGUUGCGCAAUAACGAGCUGACCGGAAUCGAGAUUGGUCGAGAAUACCACGCGCUCGAACAUAACUUCUUGGGCAUGGCUUUGAGCACCUCAGGGCACAAUUCUCUGCCGCUAAUCUCCGCGGCCAUUUAUUGCUAUGUGGCUCGGAAAGUCGGGCUGAAUGCUCAUCCGUGCGGAUUUCCAUUCCAUGUUCACGUCAUUGUGACUCCACCGCCCGGACAGGAUAUGGAUGGAGAAGCUCUUGCCCCGGGAGCCGUUGGCUCUCCGAUGUAUCUGGACCCGUUUCGAGGCGCGCGCGAAACUCCGGUUGCGGAUCUGCGAGAUCAACUUGUCUUUCUCGGCGCCUCUCAAACCGAGCAGACCGCAUUCCUCGGGCCGUCGCAGACCUCGGAGAUUGUUCAGCGAUGCAGCCGAAACAUUUGGACCUCCAUUCACUCUGCACCCCAGGGCUCCCCUGGGCACUCAUCAUCUGUAGAUAUGGUCAGCGCUAAAUAUGCGUCGCUGUGGUCGUCGAUGCUCCUCACGGGGGACUCGCGGCCCAUGGAUCUGCGCCACCAUCUUCCGUUGCUGAUGGAACUCUUCGCGACUGAUUUCCCUUCUGAUAUCUUUCUUGUGGAGCAAUACAUCGUGCCUCUCUUCCAAGGUCUGUUUGAGCAUGAGCAUAUCCUUGAAAGUCUUCAUGUGAUGCGUGCGGUCGACGAGAUCCCGAAACAGGUUCGCCGACGGACGGGCGAGAACCAAAAUAUUCGAUUUUUGGUGGGUCAGGUCUUUCGUCACCGUCGAUAUCAUUAUCGUGCGAUCAUCACCGGCUGGGACCGGGAAUGUGGCGCGGGCGAACAGUGGAUGCGGCGGAUGGGCAUUGAUCGAUUGCAGGCCGGUCGUCACCAAAGCUUCUACCAUGUUCUUGUGGAGGAUGGAAGUGUACGAUAUGUCGCGGAGGAAAACAUCGACUUGAUCCUCCCUGAGCUGGCCGAAUUGCCUGCGAGUCUUACGAGUAUCGCAGGAAAGCAUUUCAAGCGAUGGGACGAGGCGAGUCGAGCAUUUGUCAGUAAUAUGAGAGACGAAUACCCCGAUAAUUAA